UAUAUGACUGUAAGUCAUUCCCUUCAAAUGCUAUUGAAGUUAGAAUCGUAUUUAACAAUGUCGUAUGUAACUUUAGAGACGGUCCCUUAAUUUCCGCACAACCGCGAAUAUCGAACAUCCAGCAUCAAGCCAACUUUAUUCCAGUUGAUACAACACGCUUAGGAGUGUGAGGACGAGUGUGUUUGAGGUCACGGUUUGUGUUUAGUAAACGCUUCUCAAAAUGAGGGAAAUCGUUCACAUGCAAGCUGGUCAGUGUGGGAAUCAAAUCGGUGCAAAAUUUUGGGAGGUGAUCAGUGAUGAACACGGAAUCGACCCGACCGGUACCUACUACGGUGACAGCGACCUGCAGCUGGAGCGGAUUAACGUGUAUUACAACGAAGCCACUGGUGGAAAGUAUGUUCCCCGGGCUGUACUGGUGGACUUGGAGCCAGGGACCAUGGACUCUGUAAGAUCUGGUCCUUUUGGACAAGUGUUCAGACCAGACAACUUCGUGUUUGGUCAGAGUGGGGCUGGAAACAACUGGGCCAAAGGCCAUUAUACUGAAGGUGCUGAGCUGGUGGACUCGGUGCUGGAUGUUGUGCGUAAGGAGGCUGAGAGCUGUGACUGCCUACAGGGCUUCCAGCUCACUCACUCCUUGGGUGGGGGCACCGGGUCGGGCAUGGGCACGCUGCUCAUCAGCAAGAUCCGUGAGGAAUAUCCCGACCGCAUCAUGAACACGUUCAGUGUUGUGCCAUCUCCUAAAGUCUCAGACACUGUGGUAGAGCCCUACAAUGCCACUCUGUCUGUGCACCAACUGGUGGAGAAUACUGAUGAGACGUACUGCAUUGACAAUGAAGCACUUUAUGACAUCUGUUUCCGCACUUUAAAGCUCACAACUCCCACUUAUGGCGAUCUCAACCAUCUUGUUUCUGCCACCAUGAGUGGUGUAACCACCUGCCUCCGUUUUCCUGGGCAGCUCAAUGCUGAUCUGCGAAAACUGGCUGUCAAUAUGGUGCCCUUCCCCCGUCUGCACUUUUUCAUACCUGGUUUUGCCCCACUCACCAGCAGGGGGAGCCAGCAGUACCGUGCGCUCACCGUGCCUGAACUAACACAACAGAUGUUUGAUGCCAAGAAUAUGAUGGCGGCGUGUGAUCCACGCCAUGGCCGCUACCUGACUGUGGCUGCUAUCUUCCGGGGCCGCAUGUCUAUGAAAGAGGUGGAUGAGCAGAUGCUCAAUGUGCAAAACAAAAACAGCAGCUAUUUUGUGGAAUGGAUCCCCAACAAUGUCAAAACAGCUGUAUGUGACAUCCCACCAAGAGGGCUUAAGAUGGCUGCCACCUUCAUUGGCAACAGCACAGCCAUCCAGGAGAUGUUCAAGCGCAUCUCGGAGCAGUUCACAGCCAUGUUCAGGAGAAAGGCCUUCCUGCAUUGGUACACAGGAGAAGGAAUGGAUGAGAUGGAGUUCACUGAGGCAGAGAGCAACAUGAAUGACCUUGUGUCUGAGUACCAGCAGUACCAGGAUGCCACAGCUGAAGAGGAGGGCGAGUUUGAUGAAGAGGAAGAGGAAUUGGCAUAAAGAUGUGUUAAUCUUUCAUAUGUUCAUAUUUUCACAAUUUCUAUGUCUUUCUGUUCCUUGAAAUCAAUGUAAAGUUCAGUUAAUAACUCCACCUUUGUACUUUCAAACUUUCUAAUAAAUGUUUAACUUGGGCA
Ictalurus furcatus (blue catfish) is the source of this 1689-nucleotide messenger RNA. RefSeq names its product tubulin beta chain-like. Gene Ontology annotation, cellular component: microtubule; cytoplasm. The transcript has 4 exons. Bases 221 to 1555 code for a protein of 444 amino acids. The record is from RefSeq and is a predicted model, not a curated record. Gene Ontology annotation, molecular function: GTPase activity; GTP binding; structural constituent of cytoskeleton. NCBI's taxonomy places the organism in Eukaryota, Metazoa, Chordata, Actinopteri, Siluriformes, Ictaluridae. Gene Ontology annotation, biological process: mitotic cell cycle; microtubule cytoskeleton organization.